CGGUUGUCCAAGCACUACACUGCCUACAGGAUUGGUGCAAUGUUAUGUGUUUGUGGGGUGUGAGAAAUCAGUGGGCAUCAUGUGUUUAUCAAAUGUUGUUUCGAAAUUGUUCGAACUGCAACGAGCUUCCACCUUCAGUGCCGGGUAUUGCAUCCUUUCUAGCAUUUCUGACUGUGCAGUAAGGACCCUAUGCAUAUUUUACAGCGAACGGGCUCCCCAGUUGCAGGGAAGACGGCCAUAAUAACGCCAAGGAUAGCGUCAGAGGAAUGUUAAACAUAGUGAUUUUUUAUUUUUAUUUUAAAAUUCACGUGUUGUAUGCAACGACACUUGUCAGAUGUUAGCUAUUGAGAAUGCACAGUGAUACAGAUGAAAAUUUGUUGGUGUUGUCUUGCACACCACACCAUUAAGAAAGGGCAUGUACCUGCAGCUUUGUGACGUAAAUGAAGAGGCUAUUGUUCACACAUGUAUAUUUCAGGAAGACGUGACCAGGAAAUGCAGCAGGUAGAGUCGGUGGCUCAUAGCAGUACGGAUGCAAAUAGCAGCCAGCAAGAUGUGAUUGAACCACCCCCUAGGGAGGAACCUCAUCUGGAGCCAGUUAAUGGUGUAGUUCAGCCUCCCUUUUACCCACAUCCAGACCGUCCAGGCCGUGUUACCAAUCAACUUCAAUUUCUUUUGAAAGCAGUGCUCAAGACAGUAUGGAAACAUCAAUUUGCAUGGCCAUUUUAUCAACCGGUGGAUGCUAAGAAGCUCAAUUUACCUGACUACCAUAAAAUAAUAAAGCAGCCAAUGGACUUGGGGACAAUAAAGAAACGUCUUGAGCAUAACUAUUAUUGGAGUGGAAGAGAAUGUAUUCAAGAUUUCAAUACUAUGUUUACAAAUUGUUAUGUCUAUAACAAACCUGGUGAAGAUGUUGUGGUCAUGGCCCAGACCCUUGAAAAGCUCUUCCUUACAAAAGUUGCAGCUCUGCCUAAAGAGGAAGUAGAGCUGGAUCCACCUACAGCAAAAGGAACAAAAGGGAAGAAAGCUCGUGGCAGCUCUUCAGGAGCUGUUCUAAGAGGUCGCCCGUCUUCAAGCAGUAGCAACAGUGGUGGACCAACAGUUAGCUCUAGUGUAUCAGCAGUUUCCUCCUCACCCAAAGCUCCUGCACAAUCAACAGUACAGACAUCACCUGUUGCCAGUUCCACAGGAUCUGUCCACCUUCCCCUUGGCACACAACCUCCUCUCCCUGUACCAGGAAGCACGGCUACUACUACUGUGCCAGCUAGCAGUAAUCUGCCACAUGGGACCCACAAUUCAUUGCCCAAGCAGGUGACAGCUCCUGCUGGUGCAUACCAUGGUCAGUCAGCAGUCGUCACAUCGUUGGAUGUUCAGCCUCAGAGUACUGGCCAGACUGAGAAUCAGCCGUCAGCUGUUAUUCCUCCUUCACAACCUGCAAAGAUGAAGAAGGGUGUGAAAAGAAAGGCAGAUACAACAACACCAUCAUCAGAUUCCUUUGAGCCCCUUUACAAUUCAAUUGAUUCUAAGUCUGCCAAAGUUGCUACACGGAGAGAAUCUGGAAGGACAAUCAGGAAGGUUGUGAAAGAUUUGCCAGUUUACCAGCAGCCUCAACGACAAGAUGAUGGUGUUCCCUUUAGUCAAGCUACGGUCCCUCAUUCAGCUACUGGGAUAACAUCACAGGUAAAGCUGAAGGAUAAAUUAAAUGAAUCUCUGAAGGCUUGCAAUGAGAUAUUGAAGGAGCUCUUUUCAAAGAAGCAUUCGGGUUAUGCAUGGCCAUUUUACAAGCCUGUUGAUGCUGAAUUACUGGGUCUCCAUGAUUACCAUGACAUAAUCAAGAAACCAAUGGAUCUUGGGACUGUAAAGCAAAAAAUGGAUAAUCGGGAAUACAAAACUGCUGCAGAAUUUGCUGCUGAUGUAAGAUUAAUAUUCACAAAUUGUUACAAGUACAAUCCUCCUGAUCACGAUGUUGUAACAAUGGCAAAAAAGCUGCAAGAUGUGUUUGAAAUGAGAUAUGCAAAAAUACCAGAAGAACCAGUUUCUGGGAGCAAGAAUGAAAAGAUGUCUGUGACCACUUCAGGAAGUGAAUCAAGCAGUGGAUCAUCAUCCGAUUCAGACGAUUCUGAUGCCGAGCGUGUUCGCAAGCUAGCACUCCUUCAGGAACAGCUGAAAGCAAUGCAAGACCAAAUGCGCAAGCUUGUUGAAGAAAGUUCCAUGAAGCGCAAUAAGAAAAAGAAGGAUGACAAAGACCGGAGAAAAAAAAAGAAGUCUGAAAAACAUGGAUCUUCAUUGAAGGAUGCAAGGACAGUAUCUGCAAGUGAUGCUGUAAGUGCUGGUGCUAAUGUUUCUGUGUUAGGAACCGGUGAUAGACUUGGAGCAGAGUUGCCUCAUAGUGUAACCAGAAGUGGGUUUAGUGCAAACUCUGGUGUGAUGAUUGGUGCACCUACCUCAUCUAAGGCAAAUAAAAAAAGUUCUCGUGGGAUGGGAAAGUCAGGUAGUCAGAAGCGGCCUAAAACUAGCUCACGUUCAGGAGGAAGCAAGAAGAAAGGAAGUAGCAGUAUGCCGCCACCAAACUUGGGUUUUGACUCGGAGGAUGAAGAUAAUGCCAAACCAAUGUCAUAUGAUGAGAAACGACAGCUGAGCCUUGAUAUAAAUAAGUUGCCAGGUGACAAAUUGGGAAGAGUCGUUCAUAUUAUCCAGUCCCGUGAGCCAUCUUUGCGUGAUUCCAAUCCUGAUGAGAUAGAAAUUGACUUUGAAACCCUAAAACCAUCAACCCUGCGUGAGCUGGAAUCAUAUGUUGCCUCUUGUCUGAGAAAAAAGCCACGUAAGCCAUACUAUAAAAAGCUUUCUGGAAAAUCUAAAGAUGAGCAAAUGGCUGAAAAGCAACAAGAACUGGAGAAAAGAUUGCAGCAUGUGUCUGGUCAGUUAGGCUCAGCAAAGAAGCAUGCAAGAAAAGAUGAGAGCAGAUCAAUUGAUGGUGCUGGUGGACCAGCACAUCUUUCAGCCUCCACUUCAAGCAGUUCAGACACAGACUCUAGCACCUCAAGUCUUUCUAGUAGCUCGACUGACACUAGUGAUUCAGAAGCAGGUUAGGUGAUAUUAGAAACUGUACAAAUCGACUUUUUGAAGGAAAGAAAAGAAGAAAAAAAAUAUGAUGUGGGUCAUUCCAUCAGCCUCUUGUCUUUGGCUUUUAUUUGUUUUAAUACAUUUCAGUAUCAGUCUCGUUUUAACACUGUUACUAUUUGUAACAGCUAUUCUCAUUUUCCAGUGACGGUGUAGUUUUUAUAAUCUCAUGAAGCAGUAUUGUUGCAAUUAAGUAUUGAUGUGAAAAUGACUUUGGCGUAAAUAUUUAUUUUUUAUGCUCAAUAAUUUCUUAAACAGAAACAAAGACAUUGUAUUAUCAAGGAGUACAUGUAUCAGGUGUCCGCAAUUAUUUUUUAUGAUUUGUAUGAAUCUUAACAAAUGUGGAUUAUAGUGUCUCUUUAAGUGAACUUAAGAUGUUACUUCUUAUGUAUAUAAGUAAAUGUAAGAUAAGAGCUAGUGUGACUCCUAUGGCGUAGUGUGAACUAGCCAUAAUGCUUCAUGCAGAUUCGAGUGAGAGGAAGAGCAACUUCAAAAUUAAUGUACUAUGAGUUUUAUAGUUUUUGUUGUCAAAAGUAAACCUAUUUGUUAUCAUUAUUUUGCAUAUUUUAAGACAGUUGUUAUAUUACUAACUGUGUAAUCAAAUGUUUGUUUUGUGACAAUCUGUGUGAUUCAAACUCAACUUCUUCAAUCCAUUUGGAUAGUUCCUGUCCUUGCACAGGAAAGGCUCAAACUGUUCAUUGACAUCGUUGACUGUUUCGUAAAGUAACUGCAGAACACAUACAUUUCAUUUUAGCUUUCAUAAUUGCUGUUUGACAGUGUUUUCUGAUUGUUAUUUAUGAUGGGAAAUAUUUUUUUAUUAAUAUUUUGUCAUCAAUUCCCCUCCUUCCCCAUCCCCGUGCCGCCAUAACCCCCCACCCCUCAUUUUUAUGCCUCGUUACGUAUCAUUUACACUUAUUUUUCUGUUGAUUUUAGUCAGUAUCUUUCGUGACUCGUCUGCGUGAGAGUGGUUCUACAUGAAAGCUUAGUUUUUACCAUGUGAAAUAAUAGUGAAUAAUAAAUUAGUGUUUUUGUGUGCAAGACUCUCAGUUGUAUGAUUUUUGAUGACUUCGUGUGGAAUGACCCAUAUAUUUUAACCAAUGCAAUAAUAGAUAGGACAUAAAGUGACUAUUAGCACUAUGCUGAUGAACACCAUUUUGUCAGUUUUUGCUGCAAACUUUUCUUCCAUAAGGAUGCAGUACCCAUUGAAUCACAUUUUUAAUGCUUGUAGAUAGUUUGCAGAAAAAACAGUCAGUAUUAUUUGUAUACACACAGAAUUGUAGACUGUUUUUAAUCUGAACUUUUUUAAAGAUUUGUUACAAAUCGGGAAUCGGGAAUUUCUGCUGUACUCAUUUCUGUUUUUUUUGUCAAAGAGCCAUAUUUUCAUCUGGAGAAUUUGUUUGAUAACUGAGAUCAUUGCAUUUAACAUAGCAGCAUAAAGUCUUUUUUGGAACAUUAUUUUGGUACAGGAAAAUUGCUGCAAUGUGAGAGUUUCUUAUCUGAACACUUGUGUGUGUUAUCAUUGUCUGUUCCAUAGCAUUGUUCAGAUUCAGAUGGAACAUUGGUGAUACCAAGCAUUUGAUAUAACAUGUUCAAUACAUAUUUUACUCAUUUUUGUACUCGUGUCUUUUGUGAUAAUGAAAUAUUCUUCUUAUGUAAGUUCACAUACUGUGAUAUCUUCUGUAGAAUUGCACACACUGCAGCUUUUCCCAAAUUUUUACUGGUUCUGAUGGCACAGGUUAUUUCCCAUUUUUCAUUAUAGCCCUUCUCUACCAGACACUGUAUUUAUGACAUUCCAUUUCAUCGUCAGUAUUUAGGGUUUGUUAGCCAGUAGUUGUUUCACAGUCUAUGAUUAUUAUUAUUAUUAUUAUUAUUAUUAUUAUUAUUAGUGAUUCUCAACAAAAAAGGGAACACCAGUAAUGUCUGAUGUAUCUAUGUCUUUUUGAAAUUACUGUUUAAUUAAAUAUUUGUACCUGAAUGAAGAAGAUCUAUGCAUUUGCCAUGUUUUGAAUAAAAGAACUGCCGCACUUCCUCAGUUUUGUGGGUAACUGAAAUAGGAAUACCUCUUUUUAUUCCCGUGGAAGAGCUGAUACAUGGUAUUCCUCUCAAAGAAUGUAUUUUUUUUUCAUUAUUUUGGCAUGCAAGCUAUCAUAAAAUUGUUCUAAAUGUCUUCAGAACUUAAUAACCAAAACUUUGAUAUAACCUUGUUUUAAUGAAGACAAAAUGUUUACAUUGCGAGAUAAUUUGGCAGUGAAUGUGUAAUAGUUCUAUUUUUGUCCCUCAAACUUUCGUAACUGCUUGCAGUUCAGAUUUGUGUCCCUCAUAAAACAUUUAAAAUGUGAUACUGCAUCAUCCUAUAACGUAUAAAGGAACCAGCACUCAAAACCUCAAAGAUUUUGUGUUCAGUAUGCUACAUAAAAGUAAAAAUAGUUGUGAGUGGCUAUGGCACAUGUGACUGUAAUUUUCAACACAGUAGCUUUAUAUGUUCUCUCACUGCUUCCUUAUGGACAUUUUUUUACUGCCAAAUACUAUUGAUCAGUAUAUGUGCUACUGGUUGCUGCAGCUUCACAUUCACUUCCGGGAAGUGCUUGUGAUAAUAGUGAGAUUAGUAUUUUCAAUUAUUGUUGAUGCAGGAUCAAAUUUCAGGGAACAUUAGUGUUAUUUCUAUCGUAUUUAUUUUUAAUUUUCAUUUAGUGUGCUUUUGGUUAAUCAGUUGCUGUGCAUUUUAUACAGUUAUCUGUAUUUUAUUCAAUAGUCAAUAUGAAUAGCUUGAUGAGUGUUGUGACAGUUGAAUCAGUAAUUAUUUGAGUAGUUUGUACAUAUUGAUCAUCUAUUUCAUGGAGUUCAUCUCAGGCAAUUUCAUAUAAUAAAAGCACCAUGUAAAUGGUUAUAUGUAAUAACCAGCAACUUGUGUGAUACGUUUUGUCUGUUGCACUGAUAUCUUUAGAUGAUAAACAUACUUUAUUAUUUGAGGGUUGUGAAUAAAUGUCUCUGUGAAUUAUUUUUUUAUGUGAGUAAUAUCCAGCAAAGCAGGACAGCAGAUCAAAUGCUCAGUGUUUAGAGACCUAUUGAAGACUAAGAAAGUGAAGUGUAUGAACCACAUUUAAACAAUAAAAAAAAAAAGAAAACAACGAUAAGCAAUAGGUACCUGCUAAGCAUGUCAUCAUGACUCGUAGCAAGGUACAUUUGAAUGGCUGUGAAUGUAAUAGUGCACUCAUAAUUGAAGCUACGUCUUCGAAGUUUGGUGUUGCUGGAUUUUGAAUUCUUAUUUUUGCAACACUAAAAAUAUAGGUGUAAUAUGCAAUGAGUGUAAACUUCAUUUGUGAUUACCAUAAAUUUACAGUUUACUUUUUAGAUGUUUAUAGAAAUAUUUGUACAUUUCAUUUCUUGUAAACAUUUUACUAAGAUUUGUAUAUUAUUCUUUAAUCCAUGGAAAUAAUUGUGCAGUUCAUUUGCUUUGUAUGUGGAUGAGUGUGUGAACACAUGCCUUUGUACUUGUUCAUCUACAUGUUGUAAAUAAGACACCUGUAUUUUCCCAGUUGAUUUCCCCUGCCAGUGUAGCAUCAGCUAUACAACCUGUGCACACGUAAUCUUUUUAACAUAGUUCAUGCUCUUUUUUUCUUUUUUUGCUUAUACAUUUAACAACUAGCUGAUGGGUGUUUUACAAAAGAUGUGUUCGCCCAUAAGAAUACAUGUUCUUAUAAAGUGGCAGCCAUGGAAUACUACAUUUGUGGCAGAUCUAGCUACUGAAGAUUUAUUAUAGUUUGUCUUGUCAACUUCGGUGUUUUUCAUUGCAAAUCUGUAAUAAGAGUGUGUAAACACAUGCACACUCCUUCCAAAAAUACCAGUACAGCCAAAAGCACCAUGAAUAAGCUCCUGCUGUUUCUCAUAUUUUCAAGACCAUAGCUUAUUUUCAUAGAACACACACACACACACACACACACACACAAAAGGAGUAAUUUUUUGGGGGGAGGAGGAGAGACAGUAGAAAAUGUCUGUCAGAAGUUGGAGAGUACAAAGUAAAUGUGAAAGGCAGAGGAACCCAAGCAACUAAUUUAUGAAAACGUGUAAAACGGGCAAUAUAUUGCUACAUCAGAUUUGAAAGCUUUGUUGCCUUACAGUAUCUUUAGAAUGGGGUUAGCACAGCAUCUGUCUUGCAAUACCUUUCUCCACUUCACAUUUAAGUCUCAUUUAAAAACACCAAAUAUAGCUCAUUAUUUGAUAUAAAUAUUUUUGUAGCUGAAAACGUGCUCAUUCUUCCCAGUUUGGAAAUUAUUUCUUUAUUUUGACUAUAAUCUGUAGGUUCCUUUUUUUUUACCUAAGUGGUUACAUUAUUAUUAUUUAUCAUUUGUCUCAUGGCAGCAAUAUGAUACAAUUUUUUCCCACUAUUGGUGCUUUUGUGGCAGAGAAAAGUGCCUUGCUCUUCAGGUUGAUGAUGUGUUCAUGGAAAGCAAAACAAAUUAUAAUGGUGCUCUCAUAUCAAAAUCAUUUACGGCUGUUUAUUCAUAACUUUGUUUUGUCUGUGUUGAAGACAGGGGUGAAAUUAUCAACGUCUGUUAGGAGUCGUACUCCCUCUCUCAUGUUAAGAAGUCCCCCCCCCUCCCCCCCCCCCCCCCCUGUAAAAAGUUAUACCAUCAAUUGCUUUGCAAUUUGUGCUGGUGAUACAUCAUUUGUAGUCCUGUACUCUGAGAUAACUAUAAACUAUUUUGGUUAGUCUGUCUUCUGAAAUUCACUUCUUAGACUACAUUCGUCAUGCCUAAAAAAUGUAGAAAGAACGGGAUGUAACUACUGUAAUGUGAUGUUAGGCUUCAUUGAGUGGAGAAUAGCAGUGCAGAACAUGGUGGCAUUGUCCUGUAUUUUGUUAAAAAUCUGCCUCCCUAGAACCUUUCCAGUGAAUUAUCCAUCCUGCUCACAGUACUCCCAGUCCUGUCCCCAAGAUUAUACUUUUCAAUAACUGCAGUUUGCAAAUAACCAGUCACUGCUUUAUGAUCAGAUUUGUCCCUUUUAUUUUCAUUGUAUAUUUUACAUUUGUCCUACUACUACUUCUUUAUGUAAGUCUUAGUGUGUCAUUUUCUUUGCUUUUAAGUUAAUGUAUUAAUGAUUUUCUUAAGGUAGGGUAGUCUAAUAAGACGAUCCUGUACAGGUGAUUUAUGAUGAUAAAAGGAUCUCCCGGGAACUGUGCAGAAAAUGUGGCACACAGUGUUACAUAUUUUAAGAGGCAUUCCAUGUGCAGAUGGUUACAGUCUUUGAAAUACGGCAUGGAUUUACUGUUUUCUCAAAUUUCUUCAUUUUAAAGCUAUGUGAAAACGCCAAGGUUGCAGUGGACAAUCAGCUGUUCAAACAGCAAAUUUUUUGUGCUCUACUAUGAAGAGGAAGGGGGUUGUGAAAUGUUUACAAUAAGCAAAUGACUUAAAAACAGGUCUUAUUUAUGUGUGGGACACUAAAACAUAUUGAACUCCAAUGAGAGUUUGUUGUUAUCUUGCUAAUGUGAAGUCAUGAUGGCGGUUACCUAACUGCAGUGAUUUUUGUAUUGGUCUCUGUUUAUUUGGAAGAAUAUAUUAAAGAGAAAAGAAAU
Messenger RNA from Schistocerca americana (American grasshopper), 8689 nucleotides. RefSeq names its product homeotic protein female sterile-like. The transcript has 17 exons. Bases 463 to 3087 code for a protein of 874 amino acids. Lineage: Eukaryota; Metazoa; Arthropoda; Insecta; Orthoptera; Acrididae. The record is from RefSeq and is a predicted model, not a curated record. Gene Ontology annotation, cellular component: chromatin; nucleus. Gene Ontology annotation, biological process: regulation of DNA-templated transcription; chromatin remodeling.